AUGGGGUCGAAGAAAUGUUGGCUCGUCAUUUGGGUGACGUUCUUUCUAUCUUCUGUAUCAAGAUUUUUCGCUCAACCCACGAACAACAGCAGCUUUGAUCCUGAUUCUUUAGAUGAUAUCUUUCGCUGCUACGCGUUCGAUGAAGUGUCGAGGCCUCGUACAGGUAUUCUUUAUAACGUUUCUCUGCCGGCUAAUUUUUCCGGGAUGGAACUUUCGUUUGUUCGACUUAGGACUAGGAAGUUUUGGCUGAACGGAGCCAAUUUGAGCUAUUUUCGCAUUCCGUCAGGCAAUUUGCCGGUGCCUUUUGUCAUGAGAUUUUAUUUGGUGUACCAAAAUUUAGGCAAUUGGUCAAAUGUUUAUUAUAAGGUGCCAAACUAUACAUUCAUCGCCCCUGUUGUUGGCCUCGUGCUGUACAAUGCUUCACAUUCAAGCCCAAUCAGGCUUGAUGUCGGUGUCAAUAGGGACCCCAUUUUGGUCCAAUUUCCGUGGAUUUCUUUUCCGGAGAAAAAGAAUGUCACAUUGCAAUGUGCUAGAUUCGACGCGAAUGGAUCAGUUGAAUUGACCGAAAUGACGUUGCCGAACGCGUGUGUUGCUAGGAACGCCGGGCAUUUUACGAUUGUGGCGCCACCAUCGCCACCGCGGCUGCCGCCGCUGCCGCCACCUUCACCGGUUAAGAGGAAGAAAGAUGGGAUUUGGAAGUUGUGGGUGUUGGGAUUUGGAUUGGGGAUUUUGGGGAUGAUUAUGGUGGCAUUGUUGGGUUUUUUGACGUAUAAGAUUGUGAAGAGGAGUAGAAUGGGGAAGAUGGAGAGACAGUCGGAAAGAAACGAGGCUUUGGAAACGACAUGGAUUGGGAGGAGUAAAAUGCCUUCAGCAACAGGGAUUAGAACUCAACCAACCAUUGAGAAUGAAUAUGUUCCUUAG
This is a messenger RNA of Rhododendron vialii, 921 nucleotides long. RefSeq lists its product as uncharacterized. Gene Ontology annotation, cellular component: membrane. The coding region runs from base 1 to 921 and encodes 306 amino acids. NCBI's taxonomy places the organism in Eukaryota, Viridiplantae, Streptophyta, Magnoliopsida, Ericales, Ericaceae. The record is from RefSeq and is a predicted model, not a curated record. The transcript has a single exon.